GAGACCAUCGCGACGCACAAAUGCGAGCGUGUGUGCACUUGCAGCGUUUCCGAUAGUUAUUUGGUGCGGUGGUAUUCGGAGGGAUAUAUUAUUUGUAACAUAUUUAAAAUAUCAGCAAUGAAAAGCACGAUUUUUCUCCUAUAACCAGUGUAGACUCAGUGAUUUACUGGUAAAGGAUAGGUAAGGCAGCACAGUAUCUGAGCAGACAAUCCAGAAUCUCGACCCGGCGGACCUCCAGCAGCUGACCAGGGCGCCACCCCGCUGCGGACCGGAGCGCCGGGCUGAACCUGCCGCGGCGGCUCGCCGCCCUCACUGCCACAAACCAUGGCCACAGAGACGGACAUCGCCACGGAGGUGUCCCACUUCGAGUCGCUGCCGGCCGAGGCCUGGCUGGUGCGCUCCUGCGAGCAGUUCGAGGCCGAACUGAAGGAGUGCCGCCGACCCAAGGGCCGCUUCCACCAGUACUUCAUCCACGGCGAGCUGGCCGACUGCUCCCAGUGGCGCGAGGACGUGGCCAACUGCUACCGCUGGCGGCGCAAGGCCGACCCGGAGGCCAUGGCCGCGCUGGUCGAGAGCGAGCGCGCGCGGCGGGACGCCCGGCUGGCGGCGCACCGUGCCAACACCGUCUGGGAGUCGCGGCCGGCGCCGCCCGACGGCUGGAACGGCCCGCUGCCCGAGCACCUCGAGCGGAAGCGGCAGGACUCCUUCCUGCACCGUAUGCAGACUGAGGACGCGGCACGGGAGCGCGAGGGGAGUGAGGGCGCCGCCGCGCCGCCGCAGCCCCCAGAGACGCCGCAGCGUGCCCAGUGCGUGGUCCAGUAGUGCGGAGGUUUAGCCAAGUGUCGAGUGUGAUGAUUUAGCAAGUCAGGGAGGCCGGACAUGGCACGUGCGAUGCAUCAAUUAGUGGCGCGUACCCGGUACAGACUGUUGUGAAGCGGGGACCGACAGUGUGUUUUUAUACGCAACGAUGCUGAUACGAGGUAAUAUAUGUUCGUGGCGCUCGUUUCAAACA
This is a messenger RNA of Amphibalanus amphitrite, 1012 nucleotides long. Its product is annotated as UPF0545 protein C22orf39 homolog. Lineage: Eukaryota; Metazoa; Arthropoda; Thecostraca; Balanomorpha; Balanidae. The record is from RefSeq and is a predicted model, not a curated record. The coding region runs from base 325 to 822 and encodes 165 amino acids. The transcript has 2 exons.